This is a messenger RNA of Telopea speciosissima, 3244 nucleotides long. Its product is annotated as ribonuclease TUDOR 1-like. Gene Ontology annotation, molecular function: nuclease activity; RNA binding. The transcript is spliced from 17 exons. Lineage: Eukaryota; Viridiplantae; Streptophyta; Magnoliopsida; Proteales; Proteaceae. The record is from RefSeq and is a predicted model, not a curated record. Gene Ontology annotation, cellular component: RISC complex; cytosol; nucleus. Gene Ontology annotation, biological process: mRNA catabolic process; regulatory ncRNA-mediated gene silencing. Bases 169 to 3141 code for a protein of 990 amino acids.
CCUUCACGGACAGCUCCCCCGGUUGCAAUACGGUAUAAAUCUUCUUUAUUGAUUUUCCUCGGAGAUAGAGAACCGUUCGAGCUUAGAUUGAUUGGAUUGUUCUCUGCUCGAUCCAAAAGAAACUUAGGAUUUAUCCUCGGUCACUUCGAGGUGAUCUUGGCUGUUGACAUGGCUUCAACAGCUGGAGCAACAUCAUGGCUGAGAGGAAGAGUGAAGGCUGUUCCUUCCGGAGAUUGUUUGGUGAUCAUGGGGAGCUCGAAGGCAGAAUUUCCACCAGAGAAGACAAUCACAUUGGCUUCUAUCGUUGCCCCAAGACUAGCUCGUAGAGGUGGUGUUGAUGAGCCCUUUGCAUGGGAUAGCAGAGAAUAUUUAAGGAAGCUCUGCAUAGGAAAGGAUGUCACCUUCAAGGUAGAUUACACUGUUCCAUCCAUAGGACGAGAAUUUGGAUCUGUUUUCUUUGGUGAUAAAAAUGUUGCGUUGCUAGUUGUUUCUGAAGGCUGGGCAAAGGUUAGAGAGCAAGGCCAACAGAAAGGAGAAGCAAGUCCAUUCCUGGCGGAACUGCAGCGUCUUGAAGAGCAAGCUAAGCAGCAAGGGAUGGGUCGUUGGAGCAAGGUACCUGGUGCUUCAGAGGCAUCCAUCCGGAACUUACCUCCCUCUGCAAUCGGAGACCCCAGUAAUUUAGAUGCAAGGGGGCUCUUGGAUGCAAAUAAGGGAAGGCCAAUGCAAGGCAUUGUCGAGCAGGUUCGUGAUGGAAGUACUGUUCGUGUCUACUUGCUGCCAGACUUUCAGUUUGUUCAAGUUUUUGUUGCAGGAAUACAGUCCCCAUCUAUGGGAAGAAGGGCUGUGGUAGAAACAGUUGUCGACUCUGAAGUAACCUCUGAUGAACCUAAUGGAGAGGCUUCUGCUGAACCUCGACCACCAUUAACAUCAGCACAGAGGCUUGUAGCCUCUGCCGCUGCCACAUCAUCUACUGAAGUUGCUCCAGAUCCAUUUGGAAGGGAAGCCAAACAUUUCACGGAGAUACGUGUUUUAAAUAGAGAUGUCCGAAUUGUUCUGGAAGGUGCAGACAAAUUCAGCAACCUUAUUGGAUCAGUAUAUUAUCCUGAUGGUGAUUCAGCAAAGGAUCUAGCAUUGGAGCUUGUAGAAAAUGGUUUGGCUAAAUAUGUGGAGUGGAGUGCCCAUAUGAUGGAGGAAGAUGCAAAACGACGACUAAAAUCUGCUGAACUUCAAGCAAAGAAGGACCAUUUGAGGAUCUGGACAAACUUCGUACCUCCUCCUUCAAAUUCUAAAGCAAUUCAUGACCAGAAUUUCACUGGAAAAGUGGUGGAGGUUGUAAGUGGUGACUGCAUCAUUGUUGCUGAUGACUCUGUCCCUUAUGGUAGCCCAUUAGCAGAGCGACGAGUCAAUCUUUCAAGCAUCAGGUCUCCCAAAAUGGGCAAUCCUCGUAGAGAUGAAAAACCUGCUGCCUAUGCCCGGGAAGCGAGGGAGUUCCUGCGCACACGUCUUAUUGGCCGUCAGGUUAAUGUUUCAAUGGAAUAUUCCAGAAAGGUCAGCAUGGCUGAUGGAUCUUUGCCAACAACCAGUUCAGCUGAUUCUAGGGUCAUGGACUUCGGAUCAGUGUUCCUGGUGUCUUCUUCCAAGGGUGAUGCUGAUGACACAGUAUCUGCUUCCCCUCCAGCAGGAAGUCAGCCAGUAGGGAUAAAUGUUGCUGAGCUGGUAGUUGGCCGUGGCUUUGGAACAGUUAUCAGACACCGAGAUUUUGAGGAAAGAUCAAACUACUAUGAUGCCCUUCUUGCUGCUGAAGCACGCGCAAAUGCUGGAAAGAAAGGGAUACAUUCUGCCAAGGAUUCUCCCGUGAUGCACAUAACGGACCUGACAAUGGCAUCUGUAAAGAAAGCCAAAGAUUUCUUGCCAUUUUUGCAACGAAGCAAGAGGCUGCCUGCCAUCGUGGACUAUGUCCUCAGUGGUCAUCGGUUUAAAUUGCUAAUUCCCAAGGAAACCUGCAGCAUUGCCCUCUCGUUUUCUGGUGUUAGAUGCCCAGGUCGGGAUGAGCCUUACUCAGAUGAAGCAAUUUCUCUAAUGAGAAGGAAAAUACUGCAAAGAGAUGUUGAGAUUGAAGUAGAAAUGGUUGAUAGAACUGGAACUUUCUUAGGAUCCUUGUGGGAAGGGAAGACCAACAUGGCUGUGCCACUUCUAGAAGCUGGUCUGGCGAGGCUCCAAACUGCCUUUGGCACUGAUCGGAUUCCAGAUGCUUACCUUCUUGAGCAGGCUGAGCAGUCUGCAAAACGACAGAGAUUGAAAAUAUGGGAGAACUAUGUAGAAGGACAAGAAGUUGCUAAUGGCUCAACUGCAGAAAGCAAACAGAAGGAAGUACUAAAGGUGAAUGUUACAGAAGUUUUGGGUGGUGGUAAGUUCUAUGUCCAAACGGUUGAAGAUCAGAGAGUGGCUUCUAUCCAGCAGCAACUUGCGUCUUUGAAUAUUCAAGAAGCUCCUGUUGUUGGUGCUUUUAAUCCUAAAAAGGGAGAUAUUGUCCUUGCUCAGUUUACCAUGGACAAUUCCUGGAACCGAGCAAUGAUUGUAAAUGCACCACGAGGAGCUGUUGGAUCCCAAAAAGACUUGUUUGAAGUCUUCUACAUUGACUAUGGGAACCAAGAAGAAAUUCCAUACAGUCGGUUACGGCCUCUUGAUCCUUCUGUCUCAUCUGGACCUGGUCUUGCUCAAUUAUGCAGCCUUGCAUAUAUAAAGAUCCCAAGCUUGGACGAGGAUUUUGGUCAAGAAGCAGCCGAGUAUCUUAGCCAAUGCAUUCUAGACAAUUCCAGGGAGCUCAAGGCAAUGGUUGAGGAGAAGGAUACCUCAGGAGGAAAAGUGAAAGGACAGGGGACAGGAACAAUUCUUUAUGUAACUCUGGUGGAUGUUGAAGCUAGUUCAAGUAUAAAUGCUGCCAUGCUACAGGAAGGACUUGCGAGAUUAGAAAGGAGGAAGAGAUGGGAUACUAGAGAAAGACAGCAGGCCUUGGACAAUCUGGAAGAAUUCCAGGCAAAAGCCAAGCGGGAGAGGCUGAAAAUGUGGCAGUAUGGAGACAUACAGUCAGAUGAUGAGGAUUCUGCACCACCUGUCAGGAAAGCAGCUGGCCGCCGAUAAAUACAACUCGAAUUGCAAGCAUGAGGUAAUUUAUGGAGCUAGCAUGCUCAUGCGGGUUGAUAGUAAGAAAUGUAGCGGAGGAGAGUGGACUUACUGGGAGAGC